This is a messenger RNA of Carassius auratus (goldfish), 2099 nucleotides long. RefSeq names its product cyclic nucleotide gated channel subunit alpha 2a (gene cnga2a). Lineage: Eukaryota; Metazoa; Chordata; Actinopteri; Cypriniformes; Cyprinidae. Bases 1 to 2028 code for a protein of 675 amino acids. Gene Ontology annotation, biological process: monoatomic cation transmembrane transport. The record is from RefSeq and is a predicted model, not a curated record. Gene Ontology annotation, cellular component: plasma membrane; intracellular cyclic nucleotide activated cation channel complex. The transcript has 6 exons. Gene Ontology annotation, molecular function: intracellularly cGMP-activated cation channel activity; cGMP binding; intracellularly cAMP-activated cation channel activity.
AUGACAGGCCAAGUGUUGGUGGAGAGCAUGGAUUUAUCAGCUCACAGGCUCUCUGUGAAGACGUCUGUUGAGGAUGAGUCCGAGCGCGCUGAUAGCACUCUCAGCCGUGGUCAGUCCAUAUGUGAUGACACAUCCUCUGAGUUACAGCGAGUGGCCUCCCUCGAAGCGCGUGGACUGAACUCACAGAACUCCUUCCGUGGCAGAGGGGCGCUGUCAAGGUUGGUGAGUAUGGUGGUCACUCUUAGAGAAUGGGCCCAUAAAAGCUUGCAGGAAGAGGAGGAAAGGCCCGACUCUUUCUUAGAGCGCUUCAGAGGACCCGAACUCCAAAUUGCUCCCAGUCGGAUAAGUAUCAGACCCGAUGCUCAAGAUGGAUCCAACAGUGCCAAAACCAAGAAAAAGUCUGAUGUUUUCAUAUUGGCACCCGCCGAUAACCUGUACUACCGCUGGCUGUUUGUUAUUGCCACAGCUGUAUUGUACAACUGGUGCUUUGUGGUGGCUAGGGCCUGCUUUGAUGAGCUUCAAACCAGGAACUUCAUUCUGUGGCUGGUUUUGGAUUAUCUCUCUGAUGUCAUUUAUAUACUGGACACCUGUGUGAGACUGAGAACAGGUUUUCUCGAGCAGGGUCUUCUAGUGAAGGACCUUACCAAGUUAAGAGAAAGCUAUUUUCACACAAUGCAGUUCAAGCUAGACCUGCUAUCCAUGCUACCUACGGAUCUAGCGUACAUCGCCAUUGGCAUUCACGUGCCAGAGCUGCGUUUCAAUCGACUGAUGCGCUUCUCACGUCUCUUUGAGUUCUUCGACCGCACCGAGACCCGCACAAACUACCCCAACAUGUUUCGCAUUUGCAACUUGGUGCUCUAUAUCCUAGUCAUCAUUCACUGGAACGCUUGCAUCUACUUUGCCAUCUCCAAGUCUCUGGGGUUCGGAUCCGACCAGUGGGUCUACCCAAACAUCUCUGACCCUGAGUUUGGGACACUCACUCGAGGAUACGUCUACUGCCUCUACUGGUCAACCCUCACACUGACCACCAUUGGGGAAAUGCCGGCUCCGGUGCGGGAUGAGGAGUAUCUUUUUGUUGUUUUUGAUUUCCUUGUUGGCAUUCUCAUUUUCGCCACCAUUGUUGGUAAUAUAGGAGCCAUGAUAUCAAACAUGAAUGCCACACGGGCCGAGUUCCAGGCUCACAUCGAUGCCAUCAAACACUACAUGCAGUUCAGAAAGGUCAGCAAAGAGCUGGAAGCCAGAGUCAUCAAAUGGUUCGACUACCUGUGGACCAACAAGAAAGCAGUUGAUGAGCAGGAUGUCCUAAAGAAUCUGCCCAACAAACUGCGGGUUGAGAUCGCUAUCAACGUGCAUCUGGAUACACUGAAGAAGGUCCGAAUCUUCCAGGACUGUGAAGCUGGGCUUUUGGUGGAACUGGUGCUCAAGCUGCGGCCACAGAUCUUCAGUCCCGGGGACUACAUCUGCCGAAAGGGGGACAUAGGAAAAGAGAUGUACAUCAUCAAAGAGGGCCGCCUUGCUGUUGUGGCCGAUGAUGGGGUGACGCAGUUUGCACACUUGACGGCCGGCAGCUGCUUUGGCGAGAUUAGCAUCCUCAACAUCAAAGGCAGCAAAAUGGGCAACCGACGCACCGCCAACAUCCGUAGCAUCGGCUACUCUGACCUCUUCUGUCUGUCAAAGGAUGACCUGAUGGAGGCUGUAAUGGAGUAUCCGGAUGCUAAGAGAGCUCUGGAAGAGAGGGGGAGACAGAUCCUUCUGAAGGAGGGUCUGCUGGAGGAGUUGGACGCAGGUGGCAUGGAAGAAGAACGGGUGGAGGAGAAAGUGGAGAGGCUGGAAGCUUCUCUUGAAAUACUACAGACUCGGUUUGCUCGGUUACUGGCCGAGUACACAGCGACUCAGCUGCGCCUGAAGCAGAGGCUUACGGCACUGGAGUGUAGGACACGGCACUCUGGCAGCGGCUUCCUCUCGGAUGGCAAUGAAAGCACUGUUGACGGCGACGGUACACACAGUGAGGUCAACAUCCAGCUCUGAGCACUUGCUUCUGAGACAGAAGCUUAUACAGUACAGUUAGGGUGACCAUACAAGCCAUUUUCCAAGGACGC